AUGAGUGCAAUACUAUCAGCAGACGAUCUCAACGAUUUCAUCACCCCUGGUGUGGCCUGUAUUAAGCCUGUUGAGACAUUGCCCAAGAAGGACUCACAAAAUCCUGAGAAUCCCUACGAAGUAACGACAGAAGACAAGGUGCAGCCAGAGAACCUCCCACCAGCACAAAUAUCGUUGACAGACUGUCUGGCAUGUUCUGGUUGCGUCACCUCUGCAGAGGCAGUGUUGAUCUCGCUGCAAUCGCAUGCUGAAGUUCUAAAUACUCUCGAUACCUUUCCUGAGAUCUCCGUGUCUGGCCAACGGUUCAAUUCGGACAACGAUGGUCGCAUCUUUGUUGCAAGUGUCAGCCCCCAAGUGAGGGCAAGUCUGGCCGCUACAUAUGGCAUUACAGAGAGAAAGGCAGCGUACAUGAUCGACCAAUUUCUUAGCGGACCGCAGGGAUUGCGAGCAGGUGGCAAACAUGGAAGUGGCUUUUCCUGGGUGGUUGAUACCAACGUGAUGAGACAAGCUGCCUUGACUCUCACUGCAGAUGAGGUUGCGGAAUCGCUGGGGAGCGGAGACUCUUCUGUGCAAGACGCGUCCGGUUUCCCAGUCCCUAAGAGACCUAUAUUAUCAUCUGCAUGCCCUGGUUGGAUAUGCUAUGCAGAAAAGACUCAUCCUCACGUCCUUCCUCAUCUGUCACGUCUCAAGUCUCCGCAAGCCAUCACGGGCACUUUUCUCAAGACAGUAUUGAGCAAAAGUCUCGGAGUUCCUCCGUCGCGAAUCUGGCACUUGGCUAUCAUGCCUUGCUUUGACAAGAAGCUGGAAGCAAGCCGGGAAGAGUUGACCGAUUCCUCGUGGCAAACUUCAACUUCGGAAUCUCAGUCGCCUGUGCGCGAUGUCGACUGCGUUAUCACUACCCGGGAGUUGCAAAUGCUGGCAUCGUCUAGGGGCAUUUCUCUUCCGAGCCUUCCUUUGAAGCCCUUGUCGAAGUCAUACGUGCCCGAAUUUCCUGACAAGACUAUUGAGCCGUUUAUUCUUUCGAAAUCACUGCAUAAGCAAGACUCGGCUGCCGGAACAUCAGGUGGCUAUCUUUACCAUGUUCUCACUACUUUCCAGGCACGGAACCCAGGCAGUCAGAUUGUGACUCAGAGGGGAAGGAAUGCCGAUGUCGUCGAAUAUACUCUUGUGUCUGCAUCUGGAGAGCCAGUGAUUAAGGCUGCACGAUAUUACGGGUUCAGGAAUAUCCAGAAUCUCGUUAGAAAAUUGAAGCCUGCAAGAGCCUCGCGGAUGCCAGGGGCAAAGACCGCAUCUGCCAGUGCACGGAGAGGGCCGGUCUCACGGGCCGCUGGUGCUGGAGGGCCAUCUGUUGACUAUGCAUAUGUUGAAGUCAUGGCUUGUCCUGGAGGCUGCACAAAUGGUGGAGGACAGGUACGGAUCGAAGACGCUAGGGAAGCCAAUGCUAGCGCGCAGAGCAUUCCUGCAGAGGGAGCACCCGGACAGUCGUCGAAACCAACGCCUAACGAACAACGAGCUUGGCUGGCGCGUGUGGAUGAAGCAUACUAUUCGAUGGAUUCUGAGUCGGAUUCAGAGUCGUCUGAGUUGUCUCAGCAAACUUCUAUCACCGAUCGAGACACCAAAGUCCGUGAUAUUCUCACAUACUGGUCGACUACGACAGGAGUUGCGUUACCAAGACUCCUCUACACGACAUACCGAAAGGUCGAGAGUGACGUGGGUAAAGAUAAAAGUGAGGCUGGUGAGACAGCUCGCGUGGUUGAAUUGGCUAGUAAAAUCGGUGGAGGCUGGUGA
Molecule: messenger RNA, 1788 nt
Organism: Paecilomyces variotii
Lineage: Eukaryota; Fungi; Ascomycota; Eurotiomycetes; Eurotiales; Thermoascaceae
Product: nuclear architecture related protein
Exons: 2
Coding region: 1-1788 (595 amino acids)
Biological process (GO): iron-sulfur cluster assembly
Cellular component (GO): cytosolic [4Fe-4S] assembly targeting complex
Molecular function (GO): 4 iron, 4 sulfur cluster binding
Source: RefSeq, a predicted model, not a curated record